Molecule: messenger RNA, 400 nt
Organism: Alligator sinensis (Chinese alligator)
Lineage: Eukaryota; Metazoa; Chordata; Crocodylia; Alligatoridae
Gene: GNG5
Product: G protein subunit gamma 5
Exons: 3
Coding region: 1-132 (43 amino acids)
Biological process (GO): G protein-coupled receptor signaling pathway
Cellular component (GO): heterotrimeric G-protein complex
Molecular function (GO): G-protein beta-subunit binding
Source: RefSeq, a predicted model, not a curated record
AUGCAGGUUUCUCAAGCUGCAGCCGACUUGAAGCAGUUCUGUUUGCAGAACGCACAGCACGAUCCCCUGUUGACAGGAGUAUCUUCAAGUACAAAUCCAUUCCGACCCCAGAAAGUCUGCUCCUUUUUGUAACAUGGUGAAAUACCAUUGUAUCUUUCAGUGAUCUUUUAACACCUUUUUGUAGCUGCAGAUAUGUAUUGGGGUGGAGAGUGCCUUAAGGAGUGCCUUGAUACAAAGUCCAUGCAAAAGCUUAGCUUCAGUGUGCCAAAUUUAACUGUAAAUUGCUACUGUUGUCAAACCUCUUACCAUCUACCUCUCCAAAUGAACUUGCAAUAAAUUCUGUUUCAUGAAGGAAUCAGUUUUAUAAUGCCAUGCAAAAAAAUAAAAAUGUUUUAACUUA